GGCCGGGACGCGGGGGGCUGUGGGCCAGCGCGGGCAGCCUUGGGCGCCGGCGGGAGGGGGCGCGGGACGGGAGCGUCGCGGGAGAGGGGGCGCGACCCCGCCACUGGGCCCCCGCCAGCCCCCGCCGGGUCGCCCGCCGACUGGGCAUUCCUUCUCGUGCCGCCACCGCCUCAACUUUGGUCGUUCGGUAACAUUUUAAACAAAAACUAACUCGUCGGCUUUGCCGCUGGGGCUCCUCUUAAGAGAACCACCGAGGACACAAUGUUUACAAGAGGGCUGAAGAGAAAGUGCGCAGACCCUGAGGAAGCCAUGGAAGGGGGCCUGGCUGGCCACAGCCUGCAGCGGCAGUCGCUCCUGGAUAUGUCCCUGGUCAAGCUGCAGCUGUGCCACAUGCUGGUCGAGCCCAGUCUCUGCCGCUCUGUCCUCAUAGCCAACACUGUCCGGCACAUUCAGAGAGAGAUGACCCAGGAUGGGGCGUGGCAGGUGGUGGUGCCCCAGGCUGCCGGACGGGCGCCCCUUGACCGCCUGGUCUCCACGGAGCUCCUUUGUCGCACGGUGGCUCGGGAGCAGGAGGUGCGGCCUCCCAGCCCUGACCUGGGAGACAGCCAUGCGCCGGACCUGGUUUCUGGACUUCCCAUCGUCCCAUCUGCCCAGGCCCCAAGGAGCCCACAGAGUGGUCCCCAGGAAGUGGACAGCCCUCCCGGAAGCAGAGGAAGCUUUCAGAAAUCUCUCGAUCAAAUACUCGAGACGCUGGAGAGCAAGACCCCUGGCUCCGUGGAAGAGCUGUUUGCUGACGCGGAUAGCUCCUACUACGACCUGGAUGCCGUGCUGACGGGGGUGGUGGGUCACUGCGGAGACGGGCUCCAGGCCUUCGCCUCCGCGGCCGCCCCACCUCCCAGCUCCAGCUUCAGGUCGGACCUGGGCGACCUGGACCACGUGGUGGAGAUCCUGGUAGAGACCUGAGCCUCUGCCUGUGCGGCCCACGGGACACGAAGCAGGCGGACUUGUAAGACCCAUGGAUGCCCAGAGCUCUCGGUCUGUGGACGCUGGCCGCCCGCAGCCUCAGGGCCAGCCUCUGGCUUGCCUGUGACUAACAUGUCUGGAGGGGAGUCUAGUCGGUCUGCUCCCCACCCCGGCCCCUCCUGAGCGGCUGGGCAGUCCUGGGGCCGGUCGCUCCAGCCCAGCGCCCUCGCCCCUCCGUGUCCUGCUGCGGCUUCAUGGAGGACUCAAGUUGCCACAUGCACUCAGCCUCGUUUAACUUUAUGUUAACUUUUAAAAAUUAAGUUUUUUAUGUUUGGGGCAAUAUUUUAUCUUAAAAUAUAUUUUUUAAACUUUUAUCUCUAGAAUUUUUCAGCUAUGUCCUUAAAAGUAUAUUUUUUCUGUGAACAUUCUUUGCUGCUACAUUAGAAACUUUUACAGCCUUAAUGAUUGCAGUUGGUGCGUUUCAUUUUUUAAGGUUUAAAUAAGAGCUUGCCUGUCUCACGGCGAGCUUCACUGCCCGCCCAGGUGGCAGCAUUCGCGGUCAUGACCUCACUGAGGUCUGUGGCGUGAGUGAGAGGUCAUCAGGGCCCAGGGCCCGCACAGCGACACCUCGGCCCCAGGCCUGUGGUGCAAGCGUGUCUCUGCUGGAAUUGGUGUAGGCUUUGGCAGGUCUGUGUACACCUACUAGGUGUAAGCGCUGGAGGUGAAGGUCAGGUGUAGCCCUCCUGCAGAUCUGUGGUACAGUUGAUCUUCAGGUGCCCAGGUGUCUGGGGCAGGGCCUCCAGAGGCUCUGACUCGGGGUCUCGUGAGGUUUUCCCAAUACAACUGUCCUUUCCCUGGAAGGUACUGCCUUCUGGUGCCCACCUGGUACAGCCGCUGCCUUGUGUGAACAUGAGUGAAGGACCCCCUCAGUAAGAGGAGGCCGUCGGGCUGCUGAGCACCCCACACCAGUUAUAGGAAUUUUCAGUGGUGGACCCCAAAGAAGAAAUCGGCAACAGGAAGGAAUUGUUAAUCACAGGCCCCACCAGGGCAAAAUGCGCACAGCAUCUCCUUCAAGAAGCCCACCACCCCUGCACCUUAGCCAGAGGCGCCAUCACCACUCUGACCUCACACAUCCCUCCAAGGCACUUCAUUCAAAACAGCUCCUCCAGCUCUCCAGGGAAGCACCACCUCUCCUCAGCUGGACCUGCCUGGGCACUGUAGCUCGCAUGUCCUGAACUGCAGGUCUCUGCUACUCCUGAGUACACCCAUUUUGCUGGUAAAGUAACUGCUGUUUUAUUUUUAAGGUCACCACUCGCCUUGCUGCUGGACCCAUGAUCCCUGGGCCGCCUGUACGGAUGCUGCAGUGUUCUGGGCUGUCUGGAAAGGGCGCAUGUCUGUUCCACUAGUUUGGAAGAUGCUCACACUUUCUCUGGAACUGGUGCUGGGACAAAAUUUUCAGAUUAAGAUUAAAGAAAUCUGGACACAUUCAU
Molecule: messenger RNA, 2453 nt
Organism: Manis pentadactyla (Chinese pangolin)
Lineage: Eukaryota; Metazoa; Chordata; Mammalia; Pholidota; Manidae
Gene: CDCA4
Product: cell division cycle associated 4
Exons: 2
Coding region: 262-963 (233 amino acids)
Cellular component (GO): nucleus
Molecular function (GO): transcription regulator activity
Source: RefSeq, a predicted model, not a curated record